AAUAAUAAUAAUAAAUAAUAAUAAUAUAAUAAGAAAAUAUAGUUUUCCUUCUCUUCUUCUUCUACAAAAUAUAUUUGCCUUUAUAUUUAAAUCCAAAACACCAUUAAUCUGCUGCAAUUGUUUUCAACGUUUUUGCAAUUACAUUGUUUGAUCCCAUUCUCUUAACUCUCUCUCUCUCUCUCUCUCCCUCUCUCUCUCAAUUCUUGCAAUGGAAUAACUGCAGCAAAGCAUAGUUCUUUACACAUUGGAUUGGUUUCUGAUUGAAGUAGUUGCCAAGAGAAAGAUAUUAGCUCAUGAAUUUUCAGUGAUUUAGAUGUUGCCAAUUAAUUGCAGCUUUUAGAGGCUGCGCCUAAGCAUGUUGAUAGAUUUUUGGUGGACUUUUAAUCAUUCCCACAGUGAAUACUGCGAUGAUAUUUUGUAUUUUAUGCUACCAUUGAGUACUAAUGUAUUUUUACAAGCGAAUGAGGAACACUGUUAUAACAGUAUUGAAACCGCUAUUUGGACUUUAGAAGUCCAUUGAGAAUUUGAUUGACAGAUUCCCUAAACCCAACAAUGGAAAGAUAUAAAAUUACAAAAGAACUUGGAGAUGGAACUUGUGGUAGUGUAUAUGAGGCUAUUUGUCUGGAGACAUAUGAAAUUGUUGCAGUGAAGAAGAUGAAGAGAAAGUUUUAUUUCUGGGACGAGUGCAUUAAUCUGCGGGAAGUUAAGGCCCUCCGCAAAUUGAACCAUCCUAACAUAAUAAAGUUGAAGGAGAUAGUCAGAGAAAAUAACGAGCUAUUCUUUAUUUUUGAAUACAUGGAACUUAAUUUGUACCAAAUAAUGAGAGACCGUCAAAGACCUUUUACAGAGGCAGAGAUAAAACAUUUGAUGCAUCAGUUGCUGCAGGGACUUGCACACAUGCACAGAAAUGGAUAUUUUCAUCGGGAUUUAAAGCCUGAGAAUUUGCUGGUGACGGGCAACUUGAUCAAAAUUGCUGACUUUGGACUGGCUAGGGAAGUAGCAUCAUCACCGCCGUAUACUGAUUAUGUUUCUACGCGGUGGUAUCGAGCACCAGAGGUCUUGUUGCAAUCUUUAUCAUACACUCCUUCAAUUGACAUGUGGGCAGUUGGUGCAAUUCUCGCUGAACUUUUCACUUUGAGCCCAAUUUUACCUGGCGAAAGUGAAAUGGACCAAUUAUACAAAAUAUGCUGCUUACUUGGUACACCAGAUUGGACUGCCUUUCCUGAUUGUAGGAAUACUGUGGGAUUGGUCAAUGUUUGUUAUUCAGAGAUUAUGCCUGCAAAUCUAUCAGACAUUAUUCCAAAUGCAAGUUCGGAAGCUAUUGACUUGAUAAAGCAACUUUGUUCAUGGAACCCACAAAGUAGGCCAACUGCAGAACAAUGCUUACAGCAUCCCUUUUUCACGGUUCACAUGUAUAUUCCUCGUCCAUUUGGUGAUCCACUGCAGCUGAAGCUAAAUAACAUAGAUGACAAGCCGAAUCUUGAGUUGAGCCUUGGGGGCUUUGGCAAGAAGACGGAGGAAAAUUUUCUUGGUCUAACCCUGGGUGUAAAUUCAAGCGCUUCAGACUAUGAGCUAGUCCAGAAAGCUCAAACAUCAGGCGAGGGUGUUCUAAUUUGCCCUGCUUUAAUCAAUAAACAACCAAACUCAGUUUAUUGGUCUCUGCUUCCUGAUGCUCCCCAUAGAGUCUCUGCCCCAGUGGAGUCUUUAUCAUUAUCUUUCAGCACUAUUCCACAAUCAACAAUCGGAGUACCCCCAUCAGCUGGAUUUUCGGUGGCUCCUUUGCAACCUAACAUCUUAGAUCAUCCAUUUUUGGCUAUGUCCUGCCCGUUACAGCAGGGGCAUUGCCUUCGAGGAAGUGAACUAGCUCCUGCAGCCCUAGGGUGGGUUGACCAACUACGGAGCGAUGAGUUUUUAAAGAUUUUGUAAUUAUUUCAUCUGAUCAUCUCUAAUUAAGGUGCCCACAAAGUAACCAUAAAUUUUCCUGUAAAUGCAUUUCUGACACCUUGGCUACCCUGGAAAGUAUAAUAUGUUCAUUCUUACAGUUACACAAAAGACAUAAACAUGUUCUUUAGUUGUCCUGGAGAAUAAUGUACAGUUCAUUUCAUAUGAAUCACAGAGGCUGCAUUUUCUGUC
Messenger RNA from Daucus carota subsp. sativus, 2133 nucleotides. Its product is annotated as serine/threonine-protein kinase MHK. The record is from RefSeq and is a predicted model, not a curated record. The transcript has 18 exons. Gene Ontology annotation, molecular function: ATP binding; protein serine/threonine kinase activity. Gene Ontology annotation, biological process: protein phosphorylation; intracellular signal transduction. Gene Ontology annotation, cellular component: cytoplasm; nucleus. The coding region runs from base 553 to 1926 and encodes 457 amino acids. Lineage: Eukaryota; Viridiplantae; Streptophyta; Magnoliopsida; Apiales; Apiaceae.